GCAUUUCCGGUAGUGACACAACUGACAGGAAGUAGCACCAAGCUUCGCGCGUUUUGAGUGAAAGUUGGCGCCACGAGUUUUAGCACAACAAAACGCUCUUCUGUUGCGGAAGACGCUGUGAAUUAACAAUAACACGAGAUUCAUUUUGAACCAGGAAUAUUUUUGAGAAGUCAUGGCUGUUGAAUUGUCAGAGGGCGCAAUCGAGGCCCUGAUCAAAGGUAAUGAGGUUACAAACCCAGUUCUUCAGUUGAUUAAUAUCCGAAAGCUUGAUUCGGGCAACGGACCAGUUCGCUUUCGCCUCAUGAUGAGCGAUGGCCUUCACACCAUGUCCUCCUUCAUGCUUGCCACGCCGCUGAACUCCCUGGCUGAACAAAACCUUGUAGCUCCCAACUGUGUGUGCUUGCUGAAGAAAAGUGUGACCAACGUUCUCAAGGAUGGACGCACAGUGGUUAUUAUCCUGGACUUGGAGGUGAUUAAACCUGCGGAUCAGAUGGCAGGGAAAAUAGGAGACCCAACUCCUUAUGUUGAGGGUCAGUCCAAGGCUCCACAGAGUGUACCUGCUCUUCCCCCUGCUCCUUCUGCUUCUUCUGCACGUCCACUGCAGCCAAAAAAUGGAGGCGGCAUGAAUAGAGGCUCCAGUCGUGAUUUUGGGAAGAAGCCCUUGACUGCUCCCAGCACACCAGGAGGCACUUCAAAAGUAGUGCCUAUUGCCAGCCUUAAUCCCUACCAGUCAAAAUGGACCAUUAGAGCACGAGUCACUAACAAGAGCUCCAUUCGUACCUGGAGCAACUCUCGAGGGGAUGGAAAGCUCUUUUCCAUGGAGAUUGUUGACGAAAGUGGAGAAAUUAGAGUGACUGGGUUUAAUCAGGAGGUGGACAAAUUCUACUCCCUGAUCGAACAGGGGAAGGUGUACUACAUCUCUAAGGGCACUCUGAAGAUCGCCAACAAACAGUUCACAUCUCUUAAGAACGACUAUGAGAUGACUCUGAAUGGCGACUCGUCCAUCAUCCCCUGUGACGAUGCCCACGAUGUACCUAUGGUACAGUGUGACUUUGUCUCCAUUGCUGAUUUGGAUGCUCGGGACAAGGACGCCAUUGUGGAUGUGAUCGGUGUGUGUAAGAGUGUGGAGGAUGUGACCCGUAUUACAACUAAGAACAGUCGUGAGGUUUCCAAGAGGAACAUCCAGCUGAUGGACAUGUCUGGCAAACUGAUCCAAGUCACCAUGUGGGGAAAUGAGGCAGAGACAUUUGAUGGCACCGGGCAGCCUAUCUUGGCUAUAAAGGGUGCCAAGCUCUCUGAUUUUGGAGGACGCUCUCUUUCCACACUCUACAGCAGCACACUGAUGAUUAACCCUGACAUUCCUGAGGCGUACAAACUGCGAGGCUGGUAUGAUAAAGAAGGUCAUGCCCUAGAUGGUCAGUCCAUGACAGAAAUGAGGGGAGGAGGCGGUGGCGGCCCGACGAACUGGAAGACUUUGGCAGAUGUCAAAAACGAGCACCUGGGUCACGGAGACAAGGCUGAUUACUUUACCUGUAUUGCCACCAUUGUGUACAUGAGGAAGGAGAACUCUCUGUAUCAGGCCUGUCCCAGCAAGGAUUGCAACAAAAAGGUGGUGGACCAGCAGAAUGGCUUGUACCGCUGUGAGAAGUGUGACAAAGAGUUUCCUGACUUCAAAUAUCGUCUCAUGCUCUCUGCGAAUAUUGCAGAUUUUGCAGAUAAUCAGUGGGUGAUGUGCUUUCAAGACAGUGCUGAGGCCAUCCUGGGCCAGAAAUCAGAUUACAUUGGCCAACUCAAGGACUCUAAUGAGGCUGCCUUUGAUGAGGUCUUCCAGCACGCCAAUUUCAGCACUUUUGUCUUCCGUAACCGAGUGAAAUUGGAGACCUACAAUGAUGAAUCUCGCAUUAAAGUAACGGUGAUGGAGGCCAAGCCUGUGGAUCACAAGGAAUACAGCAAGAGGCUGAUCAUGAAUAUCAGGAAGCAUGCAGCAAAUUAGGAACACUGGUACUUUUCUAUAAGCAUUCAGUAUUUGACCUGCAGUAUACACGUGUCUCUUUGUGCUGUCUUUCCUUUACUUGGUUAUUUUUGUUUUGUUAUUAAAGUAUAAUUCAUAGUCCCUCUACUACAGAACAGCUUCUCUUUUUUUCUUCUUCUUUUUUCUUUUAAUUAUGAAAUAAAUGCUUAUUUUGGACUGAGGAGCACUGCAGGUCAAAUGUGGUUUGGCUUGUGCAGAUUUCCCUACAUGUUAACAGUUAGCUGUGGGUGGUUAAAUAGAAAAUGCUGGCCUUUUAGUGUAUGGAUGAUUAAGAGAAGGGAAGGGAACUGUAUAAGAAGGUCUGGUGGCAUCAUACCGGUCAGUAUGUAUGCUCGCAAAGUUGUGUCCGCAUUUAAGCGGGCAGAAGUAAAUCCAGUGCCCUUUCCUAAUGUUUUGUUUCAGCAGGCAAGUCAGUAGGCUUCCUGUCUCUGAGCUCGCCUUGCUUAGACCUGCACAGUUUAAGGACAGAGUGACUUCCCAGAGACAGAAGCACUCUGUACAUGUAGAUAUUUUUCUCUGUUUUUUGUUUUAUGGAAAACUAAAGUUUAACCAACACAAGAAAUAAAGAUUUUGAAGACUCUGGUA
Molecule: messenger RNA, 2617 nt
Organism: Ictalurus punctatus (channel catfish)
Lineage: Eukaryota; Metazoa; Chordata; Actinopteri; Siluriformes; Ictaluridae
Gene: rpa1
Product: replication protein A1
Exons: 17
Coding region: 173-1993 (606 amino acids)
Biological process (GO): meiotic cell cycle; telomere maintenance via telomerase; DNA replication
Cellular component (GO): DNA replication factor A complex; nucleus
Molecular function (GO): damaged DNA binding; single-stranded telomeric DNA binding
Source: RefSeq, a predicted model, not a curated record